Messenger RNA from Cryptococcus deneoformans JEC21, 1358 nucleotides. RefSeq lists its product as hypothetical. The transcript has 2 exons. The coding region runs from base 963 to 1121 and encodes 52 amino acids. NCBI's taxonomy places the organism in Eukaryota, Fungi, Basidiomycota, Tremellomycetes, Tremellales, Cryptococcaceae. The record is from RefSeq and is a predicted model, not a curated record.
CAACAACAAACAUCUUUACAAUUUUUGGAUCAAUAUCUCAACAGAACACUGGUUUACAUCACCUUCUUGGCAGCCGCGACUUUCCCUAUCCACUAGACUUAAAAACAAGUGUCCCUGACAGAAGCUGACCAUUCAGAACCUCUGCUACCUGCCUGAACUGUUGUCGUCAGCAUUCCAAUACAAGCAAAUACAAGCAUAGAUACAAGAGACGAUGAAGAGUUAUUACCAUCAUCCUCCGUCGUCAACUCAACCAACAAGAAUGAACGAUCGAAUGGUAAGCAUCGCGUCAAGGUAUCCACUCGCUUUACAUACAUCGAAGCUAAGGGCAAAACAUACAACAAACUCGAUCUGGCGAGCGGAUAUUCCCUAAAAAUUUGAACGAGCAGCUUGCUUGAUAAACAUCUAACGCCAUAGUGCAAAUCCACCCGUGAAGUAUCGGAACACCAGGGUGGAGUUUGACUAAAGAGAAAGUAUUUGGCUGCUUGGUAAGGCAACAAGUCUAAUUAUUAAGCAAAGAUCGAUAUACCGUGAAAUGCCGGCCUGCCCCUCGGCCUCCUCGUUGGUCGUCUUAGCCAGCGUGCUGCUCAAAAUAGGCUUGAUUUGGUCCGCUAAAUGUAUAUUAUAUUCACUUAUAUUGCCUUUCAUUGUCACCUCUGCAGGCGAACGACACGAAGACCCUGUAAAACCACUCUAGCUCUCUCAUCAUGUCUACUGCCAUUACGCUCUUUUGUGUUGCCAGCAAACCAAACGACACCCUACCAACUUUUUCUCCCUUUGUGCUGAUGACCAAAGCCGACUCUGCGUAUCAGUCUUCUGGGGGACGUCAUGACUUGUAAAAACUAACCACAGAGCUCAGUAUCCUUCGCGUAACCUACGAAAGUGUUAACAAAAGCCUCUGCGGAAUUCGCUACAAACUUUCGGAGGAGGCUAAGAAACCUAAUGUAACAGUGCCGGCUAUCAAAAUGGGAGAUGUGUACAUCACAAACACUUGGGAGAUUGCCGAGUGGCUCGACGAAAAGUACGGUUUCAACAAGACGCUCUUUCCAUCAGAAGGAGAAAAGACUCACAAAGAGACUCACAAAGUUUUUUUAACUCUGGAGCAACAAAGCCGUAGCAGCUGAGAUUGUGCCUUUCGUCGCCUCUACCGUACUAUUACAUGAUGGUCAUGGUGAAGAAUUGAAAAAGAAAAAGAAAACGGUUGUUAGUAGGAUACCUCAAUGUUGUUCCCAAUACGUUCCCGUCUGGAACAGUAAUAGAUUAAUGUGGUGUGCGUGUAGCUAGCCAGUGUGAGACCAUCCAGGGGGGCCUCAAUCUUAAAACAAGAAGGGUUUAGUAAUAAACUAAUAAGCCGAUCCAGA